GUUCAAUCAUAAUCUUGAUGUUUCAACAUUAAUGUUCGUCAUUUAUAGCAUGAUGCGUCGAAAAAUUAGUGAUAAAGUUGAAGGGGUAGUUGUUGGACUUUUGAAGACUAAACACACAUAUAGGAGUAUUCAAAAUGAGUUGAAAGCAAUGGGAUAUUUUAUUUCCUUUGGCUCCAUCAAGAAUAUUCAUGAUAAUAUUGGAUAUCCACGCCAAAAUAUCAAUGCUGGCCAUCUUAUGCCAAAGUUUAGUUUUCGUCGAAAUGUGGCCACACCGAACGUCAUCAGGAAAAUCAAUCGUAUGAUCGCCAAAGUUAAUCCACCGACCCAACGUGAGAUGUCGUCUAUGUUAGGCAUCUCUAAAGCAGCUGUAAAACCACAAGCGGACGAUAACGAAUGGGCUUCCGAAUUAAUGGAAUUGACGCAUAUGUUAUGGAUACGGUGCAACAUUUAUGCCGUGGUGGUGGUGGCUGCGUUUUGCACGUUUAAGUUUCUCAACUGAACAUGCCUCACCUUAGCAUAGCAAAUGAUCCGUGUGAGUUUGAAACAAUUGCUCUUACGAGAUGUUAUAACGACAGUGUAAUCAUUAUCUUAUAUACGUUGUGAACAGUUUCUAUCGAUAUGUGAUACAGACUGUGUAUUUAAUAAUCUUUGAUAUGUGAUACAAACUGUGUAAUAAUUAUCUUCAUAACCGUUGCUUACGGUUGCUAUUGAUAUGUAUUAUAUAUAGUUAUAUAUGCCCCCGGUAGGAUGACAUAUAGCAGUCGGACUGUCGGUCUGUCAGUCUUUCCGUCCGUCUGUCCCUCCGUCCGUCCGGCCGGCAUUUCUUUUUUGGGAGGUUUUUUACGCAACACUUUAAGAUAUCAAAUUGAUACUUGGUUUGUGAGUCUAUUUACAUGACCUACAGAUGAAGUUUGAAAUUCGGUCCGUUCCAUUGAUUAUAUGUGAAGAUAUAUGCAUUGGACUUAGACAGUUGUUAUAUUAUAACAGUUUUCCG
Messenger RNA from Dreissena polymorpha, 994 nucleotides. RefSeq lists its product as uncharacterized. NCBI's taxonomy places the organism in Eukaryota, Metazoa, Mollusca, Bivalvia, Myida, Dreissenidae. The coding region runs from base 32 to 499 and encodes 155 amino acids. The record is from RefSeq and is a predicted model, not a curated record. The transcript has 3 exons.